Molecule: messenger RNA, 363 nt
Organism: Staurois parvus
Lineage: Eukaryota; Metazoa; Chordata; Amphibia; Anura; Ranidae
Source: the annotation of a GenBank genome assembly
AUGGGGCCCCCAGGCAAUAGGGGAUCAUGGGGCCCCUGUGUCCUUGCCCAAACUCAAAAAAACCUAUGAAAAAGGUACCAGGGGCAUCUCAUGGGGCCCCCUACUGACCCCGGGCCCUCGAGCAGAGCCCGAGUUUCGAAAUGGUCAGUCCGCCCCUGGAGGGUAAGGUUCCAUAAGAAAAAACAGGCAGGGUGGACUGACAACUCAUGGGGCCCCCGAGCAAUAGGGAUCAUGGGGCCCCUGUGUCCUUGCCCAAACUCAAAAAAGCCUGUGAAAAAGGUUCAGGGGCAUCUCAUGGGGCCCCCUACUGACCCUGGGCCCUCGGGCAGUGCCCGAGUUUCCAAAUGGUCAGUCCGCCCCUGC